This is a messenger RNA of Physella acuta, 3363 nucleotides long. RefSeq lists its product as uncharacterized. NCBI's taxonomy places the organism in Eukaryota, Metazoa, Mollusca, Gastropoda, Physidae. The record is from RefSeq and is a predicted model, not a curated record.
AUCUAAAAAUAGAGGGAAUCCGUACGUGUCUGCUGUUGUUAGUUUGUUAUUGUUAGCAAACUGUAAUAUUUAAGUUGCUGCAAGGCUGAUAACAUAGAAUAGAACAAAGAUGACUGAUGCCAAUCUUCCUCUGUCAUUUGAAUCCUGUGCUGCCGAGCUUCAUGAAAUAGCACUGAAGCUGCCAAAUGGUACCAUCAAGAACAAUUAUGCGUUUCAAACAGACUUACUUAUUUCAAAGGAAAUAGAGAGAAUCUGUAAAGAAGAGAACUUGGUCCAACAACCACCAGAUUUAAAGAUGCAGAUGUACUAUGGCCAGGGCAAACAAAAAGUUAUGGACAACAAGAGGAAGUUGAAGUUCUACAUGAUGGAUUUCCCUAUAUGUCAAAUAGAACUGGUCGCUGAGAGUGCUGCUAAGGAUAGUGAUGGAUACAGCGCCAAACUGGAUGGCUUCAAUGUGAAUAUGAAAUCUUAAAAUUCCACCAGAGCUAAAUAAUGGAUGUGCUUAUGACAGCUUGAAAAAAUAUCCUGCAAGUUCUAUUAAUUAUAAGAUAAAAUUUGUAUAACAAAGAUUGUUCUUGAUAUAAACUAUAAACCAUAUUGGUAUUGCUAACCGGUGAUAGUUAGGUUUGAGGUUUUAAAUAUAGUUAUCAGUGGUAUCAGCUAUACAAUAUUGUAGGAAAGGUUAAUGCAUUUUACCUUAAAACCUAAACAGUUUAAAGUUACGUAAAUUUUAUGUUGUGUUAUAAAUUCCUUAGAGUGAAUUUUUCAAUUAAAGAACAUAGAUAAAAAUGAUAAAAGCAUUAAGAAAUAGUUAUAAAUGCAGUUUCUAUUGACAGUAGAUUAAGUAAAAUAUAUAAAUUAAUAGUAAAUAUGUGUUUAAAAUUAUAGUAAUAGCAGGCAUUCAACUGGAGACACUUUUUACAAACUUCUGAAUGUUGUAUUUUUUCAUUGGCAAAAAACCUUAUUUGGCAGGACAGUUUUAAGUGGCAGGUUGUUUAUUCUUUAUUGAGUGCAGCAUAUCUCUUUCCUUAUUGUUGAGUGUUUACAAUAUAGUUAAAUUAAGGUGUCUAUCUACUGGUGGGGUGUUAAAAUGGCGAUUAACUUCUCUGGUUCAGAUAGUUGUAUGAUUUGCCUAAAAAAUACAAUGUUGGUCAUUUUAGCUGAAGUGAAAUGUAAAUCUUUUUUUAUUCUUGCCAUUCCAAAACCUCAUUUAUAAACUUACUGUAAUUUAGUGAUCAAUUAAAUAAUUGUAAUAAUACGGAUAAUUAUAGUUAAAACCUAAUUUCUUUUUCCAGUAAUCUCAAAUUUAUAAGCAAACUUUAGUAUUAGACCAAACCUUGCCUUCUCUUCAACAUUGUGUUCAAUUUUACCGACACUAUACUGUGUGCUUUUUAAUUUUAUCACUGUAUAGAAAAGGAGGUGUAGCCAUACUGUAAAAAUUAAAACUGAUCUAUUAGUAUUUAAUCUCAGGGCUUUUCGAGUUUUAAAAACACAAAACGGACUAUAUUUAAUCUGGAUCUGAGAAACCUUGGAUAAUCAUUAGUGUCAAUUUUUAAUUGUGGGUUCUUUUAAUUGUAAGGUUGUUUUUUUUUUAAUUUUAAUAUUUGGCAAUGCAUUGUGUUUUAUACCACUGUUAUUAGAAAACUAAAUAACUGUUUUUAGCACUUUCACUGUCUUUCAGUCUUUAAGAAAAAAAUGAUUUUUUUUUUACUGCAGUUGUUGUGGCUCAUAGAAUUUAAAGAAAGCCUUUUAAACAAUCUAUGUUGUAUUAAAGGCUUAAUUUUUUUUUUUACUGCAUUUCUCUUGCCACUUUAUGUAUUUACAGAAACAUUUUUUUUAUCUGUAUAAGCUUUGAGAUUAUGAGUCUAGUCUUCAAUUUGGACAGAACAUUGUUGACAUGGUAACUUCCUCUAGAAUAUUAUUGAUUUUAGUAUUGUAGACAGAAAUCAAACAUAAUUUUUAUGUAUUUCAAGAAAAUACAAAGCUAAAUAUUUCUAUCAAUAUACACAAUUACUAUAUUUUAAACUUUAAAAAAUUGUCUUGUUUUCUUUUAAUGUGAUAUACCAAAAAUAUUUGUAUGCUCCAUUUGUCUUUAAUUAAGCAAUUAUACAUAAACCUUUUUUGUGAAAAAGAGUGUGUGUGUGCAUGUUUCAAUUGAUAAAUGUAUUUGAAAUGUUAUUUAUUGAUCAUAGUUUUUAAUUGAAUGAUUUUUUAAAAAUGUUUUAUAUGCAUAAUUGUUUUGUUCGAUAGAUGUGCUAUAAACUAAUGUUACUGAUAGUCUGUUUUCAAUACUCAAAAUUUUGCAGUAUAUAAAAGGGUGUGGCACACACUAGUCUUCCAUGAAAACUGAAGCAGGUUGAUGCUUAAAAUUAAAAUCCUUGUUAACUUACAUUUGGAGAGUGCUCACAGCUAGUUGGGGAAAACAAAGAUAUCUGGUAAUUAUUGAGCUCCAUAUAUUGGACUACCUUCUGACGAAUUGUUUUGGAAUAAUAAUCUGUAUUUAAUAUUCUUCUUAUAAAAUUUGCUUAUGACUGCAAAAUUAUCACAAGAUUUUAACAAAGCAUUGAUCAAAUAUGAAACUCAAUUUGUAGUGCUACAACGCUUUUGUGUCCGACAAUUGUAAAAUGAACCGCUCAUUUUUAAACUAGUUUUUAGUUUCUCCAGUUCUUUCUAAUACCAUGUGGUUUUAAAGUUUUUUUAUGCAGCUACAAUUUUUUUUUUUAAAUUUAUUUUAAAUGUUGACCUGUGGCCAAUACAUUUUUUGUGUGGCUUGUGUGCAUUGAUUUUCUGAACGGUUUAUAUUUUUUUUUAUUUAAAGGUCAGAUAAACCUUAUAAUUUUAUAAUUUAAAACAAAAUUAUUUAUAUUUGUUCAUCAAAUCAGAAAUUUAGAAUUUCUACAGUUCUAACUUGCACCUCCUUCCCCGCCCUGCUGUUUUUAAAUCUUAGUCUUUAAAAGAUGUAUUAGUAAAAAAAAUUGAUUCAUUGUGUUGAAAAAAUUCAUUCAUUUUUUAAGAUACUUAAAUAAUUGGUUGCUACAUAAUAUUGUUUGUUAAGCUAAAUAAAUUCUGAAUAAAAUUCUGUAAAUGUCUAUUCUUUCUAAAUGAUUAUAUUUGUGGUUAUAAUAAAAGUAUUAGACUACAAUUUUUUUUUAUGCAAGUUCUAUUUGUUGUUGAACUUUGAUGCUGAUUAAUAAGUUGAACAUUUUUAAACCAUCAAUUAAAAAUUAACUGACUGACUUUAUUUAUCAUUGCUCUUAAUUGAGAAAAUAUUAUUAUUGCUCAUAUCAAAAGUGUGCUAGAAUACAUAUUUUUCAAUAAUACCAUAAAAGAUAGAUCUAUUUCUAAUGGCAUUAUUUUCAUUGA